Messenger RNA from Exophiala xenobiotica, 1077 nucleotides. RefSeq lists its product as uncharacterized. The record is from RefSeq and is a predicted model, not a curated record. Lineage: Eukaryota; Fungi; Ascomycota; Eurotiomycetes; Chaetothyriales; Herpotrichiellaceae. The coding region runs from base 1 to 1077 and encodes 358 amino acids. The transcript has 2 exons.
AUGACCGCCACCUUUCCCCUUCGAUGGGGCGUACUCAUGGCUCUUAUCAUGAGCCUGCUCUUCUCGCUUGGUGUCGCGCUCCCGGCACCAGAGCAGUGGAAAUCGGAGUAUGGUCCACCGGCGCCGUUCAAGACGGCUGAUUCUGCUGGCGCUUUCACUGGCUCUUUCACUGGUCAUCACCCUCGGCUUGAUCAUUGUUUCCCUCUUUUGCACCAUUGUUUGUCUACCGAAGACAGAGAUAAUUGCAGGAACCGGUUUAACGGCUGCUUGGACAAGAAGAACGACACGGUCGCUACGGCAGUCGCCCCAACCACAACAUCGGUCCCGAACUUGGAGUCCUUAAAGGUCUUGCCAAGCAGAAUGGUGUCAACCCCGUCGACAACGGCUGUUGCGAGCUUGGAGGACACCAAGUACGUUCGUACUGGGGCCGAGAACCACACCACCAUGGAGCGUUGGCAACCUAGCCAAAGCAGUCCUGCCGGCGCCAGCCCUACUGGCACCGGCCAAGUCCCAAGCCAAGACGGUCUCGGUCAAGCCAUCGUGGUCAACGCCUGCCCCUUCGCCGUGAUGAGCAACAUCGUGCAUCCUCCACGUGAAGGCUCCGACGAAGCACCGGAAGAAAUUUUGAGUACCCUCGCUCCCGGCGCAACGGAAACCCAUCCAUUCGUCCAUGACCCGGAAAUGGGUAUCAGCUGGAAGAUCUGGCGCACGGACAUCGAGAAUCAGAGUCCCGUCCAGUUCGAAUGGGCGUGGGUCCCAAACGUGCAGCGCACAUGGUGGGAUCUCAGCAUGAUCGACGCCGGCGAGGUCGAUUGGUUGAAGAAAACAGACGCCGGAAAGCAGAUCGUUGGCGACGCGGAUGGUUACGGGGAAUACGUUGGUCAGGUCGGUGUUCUUCACCCUUUUGCGGACGAGGGCAUGUCGCUUGUGCCAGAUGUCGCCGAGGGCAAUUGUAUAGCGAUUUUCUGUGAGCCGGGUCAGGAGUUCUGCAAGAACGCGUACAACGUCUGGAACGACUGGGGCCAGCAGCAUGAUUGUCCGGAGCAUGCCAAUCUGAAACUGACGCUAUGCGGUUGA